CAGGCAUAUUUGUGGGCACCUAUAAAGUCAGGACCUAACGUUGAUAUUUUGGUAGAUUUUCUGUAGCGCAAAGUUCUAUUUGAUGUUCGAUGUUUGCUUUGGUUUAUUCGCUUAAAUCGUAGUUUUCUGCUUCGGUGAAUAUGUCGUCUUCGCUGUCAAAGCCUCAGAUCAUCGCGCAUGCUCACACGGGUCUAAACUUCACUGUGUUCGACUGUAAGUGGAUCCCCUGCAGCGCCAAGUUUGUUUGUUUGGGCAACUUUCCGAGAGGAACCGGGGUGAUCCAGAUCCACGAGCUGCAGCACGGAGAAGUACAGCUUGUUAAAGAGCUCGAGAAACCCAAACCUAUAAAGUGUGGCACGUUUGGGGCAUCUUCCCUGCAGACCAGACACAUAGCAACCGGGGAUUUUGAUGGAAAUCUAAAUAUCUGGAAUCUAGAGGCUGCUGAUGUGCCUGUGUACUCUGUGAAGGCCCAUAAGGAAAUAGUCAACAGUAUAGACGGAGUCGGAGGUCUGGGAAUCGGAGAAGGCGCUCCUGAGAUAGUGACCGGCAGCAGAGAUGGAACAGUAAAGGUGUGGGAUCCCAGACAGAGAGACUGGCCUGUGGCCAACAUGGAACCACUUGAAGGGGAAACCAGGAGGGACUGCUGGACUGUUGCAUUCGGUCACGCCUUCAACCAAGAGGACCGAUGCGUUUGUGCCGGCUACGACAACGGAGACGUCAAGCUGUUUGACCUGAGGAACAUGUCUCUGCGAUGGGAAACCAACAUCAAGAACGGGGUUUGCUGCGUGGAGUUUGACAGGAAAGAUAUCAACAUGAACAAGCUGGUGGCCACGUCUCUGGAGGGCCGGUUCCACGUGUUUGACAUGAGGACGCAGCACCACACCAAAGGCUUUGCCUCUGUUUCUGAAAAGGCUCAUAAAUCAACCAUCUGGCAGGUCAGACAUUUACCUCAGAGCAGAGACGUCUUCAUGACAACAGGCGGGUCGGGAAAUCUGCAUCUGUGGAAAUAUGAGUAUCCAGCUCAAAGGAGCGAGAAGGACUGUGAGGGUGUGGCAGGGGGCGUGGCCGGCUCGCUCAGCCUCCUGCAGAACGUCACCCUGUCCACGCAGCCGAUCACCAGCCUGGACUGGAGCCCCGACAAGCAGGGUCUGUGCGUGUGCUCGGCGUUCGACCAGUCUGUGCGUGUGCUCAUCGUCACCAAGCUCAACACGGUGUGAGGCGGGGCCAGACAGAACAUGGACCAAAUGUGCCUCGCAGAACAAUCUGAGCCUGGAUGGUGGGGUUCCUGGACAAAGAUCAAAGUUCUGCUGUCCUAAGUUAAACUGUUAUUUAUCCUCUUAGAUCUGACUUGUUCAUUAAAGAUUUUUUUAUCUAUU
Molecule: messenger RNA, 1376 nt
Organism: Oryzias latipes (Japanese medaka)
Lineage: Eukaryota; Metazoa; Chordata; Actinopteri; Beloniformes; Adrianichthyidae
Gene: dnaaf10
Product: dynein axonemal assembly factor 10
Molecular function (GO): protein binding
Source: RefSeq, a predicted model, not a curated record